GCCCGGUGCGCGGUGCGAAGAGUGAGAGACAAGUGUGAGAAGAAAGAAGAGAGAGAGAGAGAGAGAAGGAGAGCAGGGGACCGAGCAGCCCUCUGUACUCAUGGACCACAAGGAUUUUUAACCAUUUGCCCGGGGAGCGCACAGACACCGCAGUCCAUGCCUCUGCCUUGCCAGGUCAUUGAUGGGAAAUCAACUGGAUCGGAUCACCCACCUGAACUACAGCGAGCUGCCCACGGGGGAUCCGUCCGGGCUGGAGAAGGACGAGCUACGGGUCGGGGUCGCCUACUUCUUCUCUGACGAAGAGGAGGAGGUGGACGACCGCACUCCGUCCGACUGCGGCUUCACCAAGGACCACAGCCCGGCCGAGGAGGGACCCUUCUCUGUCAGCGAGGUGGAGUACUCAGCCUUCUGCUCCCAGGAAUGCAUCUUCUCCAAGCUGCGGGAGAACGAGGACUUGAAUGUGUACUCGGCCAAAACUUUGCUGACUAUGUGCAAACCGGGGGACCUGCUGGAGCUGGUGGCCACAGCGCAAGCCCCCCACUGGGCUAUCUACGAGCAGGACGACCAGGUCAUACAUCUGCACAAGGGCGAGAUCCGCAAGGACAGCCUGCUUGAGAUCAGCAGCGGCCGCCACGGGAGGAUAGUCAACAAUCGGUACCGGUACCGACCGCUUCCUCCUGACCUAGUGAUGCAGAACGCAGUGGGACAUCUGGGGCUGAGCAGCGAGGAGAUAUGCUGGACCAACUCGGAAAGUUUCGCAGCUUGGUGCCGCUUUGGGAAACGGGAGUUCAAAGCUGGGGGAGAGGCGCACUCUGCGGAGCAGCAGUAUUUCCUCAAAGUGCAUCUGUCCGGCAGCGGGGUGCACACUCUGGUCUUUCGCAGCCUGGAGGACAUGAUCCGGGAGAGGAGGCGAGUGGACGCAAGUGGAAUUCUCAAAGAGCUGUCUUUGGUUAACGGGGGCAAGGAGUGAUCAGGGAUUCCGUUUGAUAUCCUCCCCUCCUCUCUUCCCCCUCCUCUCUCUCUCUCCCCGCUGCGCACGGACGCAUACUUUUGCGCACACGCAAAACGCACACACGCACACAAGCACACACACAUGCAAGGACCUGUUGGUUUUUGGACUGUUUGGUACGGAUGGACCCAUCAGGCGCUCUGUGGAAUUUCCCAUUAAAAUUGUGGUGAAAACUGAGAGAGCGCGGCCAUAGAAACAGACAACGCCCCUUCAGAUUUACAAUUCGUGCUGAAUGGGACACAAGAUUU
Messenger RNA from Centropristis striata (black sea bass), 1257 nucleotides. RefSeq names its product LRAT domain containing 1 (gene lratd1). The transcript is spliced from 2 exons. NCBI's taxonomy places the organism in Eukaryota, Metazoa, Chordata, Actinopteri, Perciformes, Serranidae. The coding region runs from base 182 to 970 and encodes 262 amino acids. The record is from RefSeq and is a predicted model, not a curated record.